Messenger RNA from Seriola dumerili (greater amberjack), 2601 nucleotides. It is a transcript of the gene det1, whose product is annotated as de-etiolated homolog 1 (Arabidopsis). Gene Ontology annotation, biological process: protein ubiquitination; positive regulation of proteasomal ubiquitin-dependent protein catabolic process. Gene Ontology annotation, molecular function: ubiquitin protein ligase binding; ubiquitin-like ligase-substrate adaptor activity. NCBI's taxonomy places the organism in Eukaryota, Metazoa, Chordata, Actinopteri, Carangiformes, Carangidae. The coding region runs from base 327 to 1982 and encodes 551 amino acids. Gene Ontology annotation, cellular component: nucleus; cullin-RING ubiquitin ligase complex. The transcript has 9 exons. The record is from RefSeq and is a predicted model, not a curated record.
CGCUGCCCCUGGACUCGUUAAUGCUUCAGGGGGUCUGAUAUUUGGAGAAAUGUGAUAAGUUACAUUCACUGGCGCACUAAAUAAAUAAGUGAAGGUGGAUAUUUACGACUAACGAGAGGUACAAGCUAACUGUAACUUGCCGAGCUCGCGAGCCAAACUUAUGUGGCGUUGCGAACACAGGCUGCUGAACUUGGAGCAACCAGAAAUCUUCCUGUGGUGGUGGGAUAGUACUUGGACUGUGCUGGUGAUGUAGUCCUUUCACCAUACUCACCAUCUGUCUAACUAUCUACUGAGGAAGGGUUUGAGAUCAUUCUCUGGUCGCAGCAAUGGAUGAGGACACUCCAACACUGAAACCCAGACGGAUCCAGAACCAGAAUGUGGUCCAUCGUCUCGAGAGGCGCAGGAUCUGCUCAGGCCGACCUGGAGCUCACUGGUAUAGAGUGCGCUGCUUCCACCAGAACCUGUUCCCCAAUUUCACUGUGGUCAAUGUGGAGAAGCCCCCCUGCUUCCUUAGGAAGUUCUCACCAGAUGGACGCUGCUUCAUCGCCUUCUCCUCUGACCAGACUUCUCUGGAGAUAUAUGAAUACCAAGGCUGCCAGGCAGCUCAGGACCUGCUGAGAGGCCAAGAGGGAGAGACUCUUCUGACAGCCAAUGACCAGCGCUCCCUCAACAUCCGAGGCCGUCUGUUUGAGCGUUUUUUCUCUUUGCUCCAUGUCACUAAUGUGGCCUCAAAUGGAGAACACCUAAACAGGGAGUGCAGCCUUUUCACCGACGACUGCCGCUAUGUCAUCGUUGGGUCGGCUGUGUACGUCCCAGAAGAGCCGCCACCAUACUUCUUUGAGGUGUAUCGUAACAAUGAAUCUGUGACUCCUAAUCCCCGGUCACCUCUGGAAGACUACUCACUCCACAUUAUCGACCUCCACACCGGCAGGCUUUGUGACACUAGGUCCUUCAAGUGUGACAAGAUAAUCCUGUCCCACAACCAGGGCCUCUACCUCUACAGGAACAUCCUGGCUGUGCUAUCGGUCCAGCAGCAGACCAUACACGUCUUUCAGGUGACUCCAGAAGGUACGUUUCUGGACGUGAGGACUAUCGGGCGGUUCUGUUACGAGGACGACCUGCUGACUCUUUCAGCAGUUUAUACGGAGGCUCAGGCUGAGAGCCAGCCCGGCUUCCCUCGCCUCUACACUGACAAAACCAUUAACUCCCUGAAGCACAGGCUGCUGGUCUAUCUUUGGAGGAGGGCUGAGCAGGAUGGCAGCGCCACCGCCAAGAGGAGAUUCUUCCAGUUUUUUGAUCAGCUGAGGAGGCUGAGGAUGUGGAAGAUGCAGCUGCUGGAUGAGCAUCACCUCUUCAUUAAAUACACCAGCGAAGAUGUUGUCACACUCAGAGUCACCGACCCCUCGCAGCCGUCCUUCUUUGUCGUGUACAACAUGGUGUCUACAGAGGUGCUGGCCGUCUUUGAGAACACCUCCGACCAGCUGCUGGAGCUGUUUGAGAAUUUCUGUGACCUGUUCAGAAACGCUACGCUACACAGCCAGGCCGUCCAGUUCCCUUGCUCCGCUUCAUCCAACAACUACGCCCGGCAGGUCCAGAGAAGGUUUAAGGACACCAUAGUGAAUGCCAAAUAUGGCGGCCACACUGAGGCGGUGCGGCGGCUGCUGGGUCAGCUGCCCAUCAGUGCGCAGUCCUACAGCAGCAGCCCUUACCUCGACCUCUCCCUCUUCAGUUACGACGAUAAGUGGGUGUCGGUGAUGGAGCGGCCCAAGACCUGCGGAGACCACCCCAUCAGGUUCUACGCACGUGACUCCGGCCUGCUGAAGUUUAAGAUCCAGGCGGGGCUGCUGGGACGGCCGGUAAAUCACGCCGUACGACGCCUGGUCGCCUUCACCUUCCACCCCUUUGAACCCUUCGCCAUCUCUGUCCAGCGCACCAACGCAGAGUAUGUGGUCAACUUCCACAUGAGGCACGUCUGCGCGUGAGGACCUUGUGUGUGUGUGUGUGUGUGUGUGUGUGUGUGUGUGUGCGCACAUGCGUGUGUGUGUCUCUGCAUGCAUAGAUAGAUAGCAGAGCCUAAGAGCCUCUGAGUGCCUGUGGAUUCACCCUUGGAAACAAAAUGCAGGACCGCCGGGCUUCUGUUAGCAGCUAUUGGUGAUAAUACAACAAACACGUCCUCCAUCAGGAGGCACAAAACAGUGUGUUCUGUUAGUCGCCCUCCUCCUGAUGGAAACCACUGUUUCUCUCCUCUUUCCCCCUCCAUCACACAGUGGUCACUCCAGCUCCACCCCUCCUCCCCCUCCGGCAGCAAUUCUGCCUUUUCCUUUCGCCUUCUCUUUCCCCUUUCCUCCACAGAACAAAGAGGGACCAGUAGGGAGGAGAGACUGGAAUAAGUGUAAAUGGAGAUGUAGAGAGAGUGAUUGACGCGCGAGAGAGGAAGAAGCCGUAGGUAGCCAGACCUCUUAGAAGGAACCAAAGGUGUUUUUUUUCUCUUUUUUUUUCUAUCAUGCACUGAAAGCUGCGCAUUCAUAUCAGAAUUGCUUAUCCAGUUGGUCCAUGACCAGCUGUCCAACGAACUUGCUUUUUUUCUCACAUGGAUGUGGA